AUGGAUUCUGACGAUGAUUUCAUGACCGAUGUGUCGAGUCGGGAGGAUGAUUUUCUGGGUACCCAGGGAAGUGAUGAUGAGAGUCUCGGUGAAGAUUUCGGAGACGACUUUGACACUGGGUUUUCCUACGAUAAAGAUCUUGUUCAGAAUAGCAAAAAGCCAUAUGAGGUGGAUUUCAAGGUGCUCAGUCCCGGCGAUAUUGAUCGCGAACAGAAUCUGCAGAUCAACGAGUCGGCUGGCAUUCUGCUGCGGUUCGCACGAUGGAAUAGAGAGAAAUUGAUCGAGUCGUAUAUGGAUAAACCAGAAGAAACGUUGGAGGAAGCCGGGCUGGGACAGAACUUUGAAGGAAAUCCCGCAACGGAGGUGGUUCCAGGGUUUAUGUGUAUGAUUUGUUGUGAGGAUGGUGACGACCUGCAGACAUAUGCUAUGCGGUGUGGGCAUCGUUUCUGUGUCGAUUGCUUUAGACAUUAUCUCGUGCAGAAGAUCAAGGAAGAAGGCGAGGCUGCUCGGAUUCAGUGCCCUCAGGACAACUGCCAUCGGAUCGUUGACUCCAAGUCGCUUGGACUACUGGUAACGGAGGAUCUUAAAGAAAGAUAUUAUGCGCUAUUAACCCGAACCUAUGUCGACGAUAAAGACAAUCUGAAAUGGUGUCCCGCGCCUAACUGCGAAUUCGCCAUUGACUGUCCUGUCAAAGCGCGGGAUCUGAACAAGAUUGUUCCCACUGUACACUGUGCGUGCAAGCAUAGUUUCUGCUUCGGAUGCGGAUUGAACGAUCACCAGCCACCGCCAUGCUCGCUAGUUAAGAUGUGGGUGAAGAAAUGCGAAGACGAUUCCGAAACGGCCAACUGGAUUUCCGCAAAUACCAAAGAAUGCCCCAAGUGCCUGUCGACGAUUGAGAAGAACGGCGGCUGCAACCACAUGACAUGCCGCAAGUGCAAGUACGAGUUCUGCUGGAUGUGCAUGGGCCUGUGGUCUGAGCACGGCACCAGCUGGUACAAUUGCAACCGCUAUACAGAAAAAUCCGGCUCGGAAGCCCGCGAUGCGCAAGCCCGGUCUCGCGCGUCUCUUGAACGCUAUCUGCAUUACUACAACCGAUACGCUAACCACGAACAGUCGGCGAAACUCGACAAGGACCUGUAUCUCAAGACAGAAAAGAAAAUGACCAGCCUACAGUCGCAGUCCGGCAUGUCGUGGAUUGAGGUGCAGUUCCUGGACACAGCGUCACAGGCGCUACAACAGUGCCGCCAAACACUGAAAUGGACCUAUGCCUUUGCUUAUUACCUCGCCCGCAAUAAUCUUACCGAGAUCUUUGAAGAUAACCAGAAGGAUCUGGAAAUGGCAGUCGAGAGUCUGAGCGAGAUGUUCGAGAAACCGGUCUCGGAACUUCCGGGUCUCAAGGUGGACAUCCUCGACAAGACAGCGUAUUGCAACAAGCGUCGGGUUAUUCUGCUGAGCGAUACUGCAGAGAAUCUCAAGCAAGGUGAAUGGGAAUUCAACGUGAAGCUCUAG
This is a messenger RNA of Talaromyces proteolyticus, 1509 nucleotides long. Its product is annotated as RING finger protein. Gene Ontology annotation, biological process: ubiquitin-dependent protein catabolic process; protein polyubiquitination; positive regulation of proteasomal ubiquitin-dependent protein catabolic process. The record is from RefSeq and is a predicted model, not a curated record. NCBI's taxonomy places the organism in Eukaryota, Fungi, Ascomycota, Eurotiomycetes, Eurotiales, Trichocomaceae. Gene Ontology annotation, molecular function: ubiquitin conjugating enzyme binding; zinc ion binding; ubiquitin protein ligase activity. The transcript has 5 exons. Bases 1 to 1509 code for a protein of 502 amino acids. Gene Ontology annotation, cellular component: ubiquitin ligase complex; cytoplasm.